AUGCCCGACUGGAGACAGGAGUACCUCGCUGGCCUCAGCGACGCUGAGAAGCAAAAAUCUCCCCUCAACCACGAGCUCAUCGCUGCCUACUCCCAGCUUCUCGACCGCGUCUCCGUGCUCGAAGCCGAAAAGGCAGCUCUCCAGCUCCAAUCCGGGACCGGCGCUCCCACAUCACCCUCUCCUUCGGCGCCCCCACCCACGAGCGGCGGCGGUGGCGCCGCCGCCGCUGACGAGCCAGCCCUCGUCGCGCGCCUGCGGCUGGAGCUGGCCGAAGCGCUGCGGUCCAACACGCAGCUGCAGCGGCGGGCGCAGACGGCGGAGGACGAGCUGGCGCGGCUGCGGGCCAAGAGCGCGGCGGAGGGGCGGGCGGUGCGGGAGCUGACGGCGGAGCGGCGGACGCUGGCGGUCAAGCUGCGGGACCGCGAGGAGGAGCUGCGGGCCAAGAACAAGCUGGUGGCGGAGGUGCAGGACGAGCUGGCGGUGCUCAACAUGCAGCUGGACCUGGUGGAGCGGCGGCGGGCGGAGCAGGAGGCCGAGAACAAGCAGCUGGUCGAGCGCUUCAUGCAGCGGGUCGGGCAGGAGGCCGAGGCGCUCAACCUGGCCAGCGAGCCGCUGUUUAGCAGGAGGAGGUGA
Messenger RNA from Thermothielavioides terrestris NRRL 8126, 633 nucleotides. RefSeq lists its product as uncharacterized. NCBI's taxonomy places the organism in Eukaryota, Fungi, Ascomycota, Sordariomycetes, Sordariales, Chaetomiaceae. Bases 1 to 633 code for a protein of 210 amino acids. The transcript has 3 exons. The record is from RefSeq and is a predicted model, not a curated record.